AUGUCAUAUCUAAUUGAUGCGGAGCUGAUGAAAGCUGUUUUCUGCCAGCAGGGAAAUUGUCCGCCUCAACAACAACUUACUUUGCUUGCUGUCAGUACUCACGUUAUCCCAUUCGAAUGCGGUGAGCUGAUUGAAUCUGCUUCUCACAGCCUGCAGCCGUAUGUUACACCAAUGGCGACAACUUGGCCAUUUGUAAGCAUGACUACCUCAUCAUAUGGCAACCCAGCAAACGCUCAGCCUGCGCCUCUCAGCAACUAUGACAACAUGCCCACAUUAAUGAAUUGCGAUGUUAAUGCAGCUGAGGGACCUCUGGCAAACCAAAUGGUGACGGAAGCUCACGUUGUCUCACACCAGCCAGCAAUCUGCCAAACUACAUACGCCGUCCAAAACGGGUAUUCCCAAAACGACAAUGGAGCCCCGACCUAUACCGUUGAUCCGAGAUCGCAAUACCCGAUCUCUGGACAGCAAUCCAACUACGUGGUCAACGUAUCCCCGGCUACUGAAACCGAAUACGUGACUGCUCAAUUGGUUUGCAGCACACAAAGUCAGCAGGAAUCCGUAGUGACGCAAGUUGGCUUAUCAGAUUACUCCAGUAGCCCCGUGGGCUUCAAUCGAAACGGAACGCCCACUCCAUCAGCAUCCAUUGCCACGUUGGAUUCAACGAGGCGAGGACGCCGUCAGAGUGAAAUGCCGAGAGGCGCUAGCAAUGGUUUGGGUGCGCGCAAGAAACCCCGUAAAUCACGGACAAUCUACACUCGUGAGCAAACGGACAGGCUGAUUGAGGUGUUCGCCAGAACGCAGUACCUAAACCUCACAGAAAGGGCUAAGCUGGCGCCUGAGCUUGGGCUAAAACAAACUCAGCUUUGGGCAUCAGUCGUGAAGCCGACGUCUCAGUCGUCCAAAGUGAGUGCCAAAUUCGAGCAAAGGAUCAUCAUCUGGACAGGACAAGGACCCACAGUACAGAUUUUAAUCAAUCAAGAUCCUACGUGA
Mesocestoides corti is the source of this 990-nucleotide messenger RNA. Lineage: Eukaryota; Metazoa; Platyhelminthes; Cestoda; Cyclophyllidea; Mesocestoididae. The record is from the annotation of a GenBank genome assembly.